Molecule: messenger RNA, 4125 nt
Organism: Limulus polyphemus (Atlantic horseshoe crab)
Lineage: Eukaryota; Metazoa; Arthropoda; Merostomata; Xiphosura; Limulidae
Product: UPF0329 protein ECU05_1680/ECU11_0050-like
Exons: 3
Coding region: 127-453 (108 amino acids)
Source: RefSeq, a predicted model, not a curated record
AUAGGUUAUAGAAUUCCCACUGUAAACGCACCAUAUUUUGCUGUCUGGUUGAACAGUUUCAUUAACAAGUCUACCAGACUUUUAUUACCACGGAUAGGAAGAGAAUUCAAGUUUGACAACAGCCGAAUGAAGGAAGUUUUGGAGAUUGCCCCACGAGACUUCAACCAAACCAUUCUUGACACUGCCUACAGUUUGAUUGAAAAUGGAAUUGUGAAAAAGUCUAAGAAAUACAAACAAGGAAAAAAAGAAGAACAGCAACUUACAGAAGAAGAAAAAACAGAAGAUAUUAAGAAAGAAGAAGAAGAUGGAGAAAAAACAGAGGAGAAAAGGGAAGACAAACAUGAGGAUGAAAAUGAAAAAAACAAAACUAAAGAGUUGGAACCUGAAGAUAAGCCUGAGAAAUUUGCUGACGAACCACCCAAAGCAGAGUCUAUAGAAGCUAUUGACAAAUAAAGGGUCUUGUAUGACCCAUUAUUUUCUGGUGUGAGAUUGGGAACAAACGUAUGUGUGUGUGUAUCUAUUCACUCUAAAAUGUGCUUUAAGAAUUCAUGCUUAUUGUUCAAGUCAGUUGAUAGAGUGCUUCACGAGGUGCUUUACCACUCUUGCCACUUUCUAAACUUUUUUUUUAAAGUUUCUAAGCUGUAGUCCAGGGCUUCAGCCUCUUGGUUCUUGUUGCAAGUUAGUUAUAGAGUCAAAUUUAGACUAAUAGUAUUGUCAAUGAAUGUAAACAAAUGUGUUAAAGUGUCCGUUCAAUCUUACAAAUAGCUCACAUACAUGCUUAGCAGGAAAAUUGGCAUUUUUUUAAGAUCGCAGAAUACGUGGCUACAGUAUCGUUGCCUUGUUUGGCAUGUAAUAUGUGUACUGGCUGGCACACUUAACAUAAAACCAGUUGUGACAGUGAUUGCUUUAUUUCGGUAUUGUCAUAAAUUUACAAUUAUGUGUGUGAUAAGUAUCAUUCUUCGACGUUAAGAUUAGGGAAUAUAUGUAAAGGUUUUUGGGGUUUGCAUAGCUUGUUGAAACUUGAAGAUGUGCUGUUGAAUAUUUGAAUCACGUUGUAUAUUAGAUAAUGUUUAUGAAUAGUAUCGUUAAGAGUUUAGUGGUGAGCCUGAAGCCUAAUGUAGUAGGUUUUGUUAAUGUUGACCAAGGGUAAACAACAGAUUUAAAGUUACUGAAGCAGUAACAUAGGGCUAUGAAAAAUUAGAAACACUACUUUAAUAAGGAAAACUGUCAAAAGUGUAAUGUUAAUAGAUAAAUUACAUACCCAUUGUUUACUGCUACUUAGAAUAAUAUUUAAUAACUACUUGAAAUAACAUUAUAGCAUUGCACAUCAAACACUAAUUAAAAUGAAAUUUGAUGUACACGGCCAGUCAUUAGGUUUUCUUCAAAAAAUAAAUAAAAGAGGGUAGCUUAGUUACUUUCGAAUAAGAUACAUUAACGAACUAUAUAUUGUAUUGACUGUUUAUAUAAUUGAAAGAAACCCACGUAGGUAGUAGACUACGUAUUCUUUCAAACGCUUUGGAUGUUUUGUAUGCCAUAAAAGUAUCUAUCUGUAUAAGAUUUUUUUUUUGAAAAUGUUUUGGAAAACACUAAAAAUUUCUAGUCUAUUCUAACUAUAAAUUGUUAAUUUACUAGUCCUUAGUAAUGUUAUUACUAGUAUUUAAAAAUAAUAACGACGUUUUCAUGGAAUAACUUAGCAAACUUAAUUAUUUAGAAAAGGUGUAGAUAGUAUCAUUCGUGUCACCUAAUGAGAACCUGUUUAUUUAAAAGUGAAUACUCAUUAUUAUGAAAUACCGUAUUGCCCCUAAUGAAUCACCCCGAGGGGGUGGAAACAUCAAAAAAGGGGGCGCUGAUUAGAGAUUAAUUGGAUCAUAUGAUAAUACCUCUAUUAUAAACAAAUUUAUCUAUAAUAAGUGGUAGCAAACAUAGCCUAUUUAUUUCUAAUUUUGCUAUAAACACCAGUGCUCACUAUUGCAGUAAAUAUGGCAAUCAUUGCUUAUAAGUGUCAAAAAAUCCUAUGUACCGGGUAACCUCCUUUGAUCGGCAUCGCCAAAGCGUCUUUGAAGUUUGCUGCUACGGUAAAAAAAGGCGGGAAAAUCGUGGCCUACGUGAUAUUUAUCAGUUAUCAGUAGUGAUUGCUGAUCUCUGUGAGGGGGGCGUUAAUUAUGGGCAAUACGGUAUGUGUUGUUAUUUUAAAAAAUGACUAGCGAUGCAACAGAAAACAAUUUUUUUUUAUGUUUACUUUGCCAACUUGACAUCUGAGUACGUGGAGUGAAAAUCUUGAAUAAUUUUAAAGACAAUUUUAGGUAAAGAAUCUAACACUUGCCAGAGAGAUUUAGGGUUAGACAUAAUUUCGUGUAGUGAUAUUAUAUUGCAAUAUUUUGUUAAAAUUACAUAUAAUGUCAUAAUUGCAGUAGAUGCUGGACAUUACUUCACAGGUUUAGAGUAUAUUUAUAAUGUCUGCACUAAUCUUUAAAGCAGCAAGCGCAUGAAACACAGCGCCAAAACUGCUUCGUCAUGAAGCAUGCUGGUACUCCCAAAACUUAUGCUUUAGAUCUGAAAAUCAUAUUUCUGUAAAGUAAAGUUUAUAUCUUAAUGUGUAAACACAUGUUGCUCUUGUCAUAGGCAUGAAAGAUAUUACAAUGGUUCAAGGCAAAAUUUUGUUAUAUAUUUUUUAUAGUAAGCUAAGUAAUCAAAAUCUCUUAGUUAACUUCUAACACUGAUCGUGAUUUUUAUUCAUGAUGUUUUUGCCUCUGCGUGACUUGUAAGCCAUCUUUAUUCAAUUUCAAACGUUCAUACAUAUAAUGAUUGCUUUAUUUUUCAUAUAACUUUCAUAAGUCUUAAUUUUUGUAUGUUGUCAGAUUUACUCAUAGUGUUUGCUCAUAUUUGUCUGACAUUAUUUGGCUUAUGUAUCAAUGUAUAGUCAUUUUACCACUAAAAACUUUGUUUCGUUAUUCCUGUAAGAGCAAGAAAAAGGCAAAAAUUUAUAAACACCGAAACCACCCUUUUGUCAUUUUUAAAACAAAUGUUUCUUCUUCGGUAAGCACAAGUGAGGGGGUUUAUUAGAUAAAUGAAACACACCAGGAUAAAAAGAUGGAAAAGAAAAAAGGAAGCUUAAUCAAUUUUCUUGAAACUGUAAAAUCGAAAGUAAAAUAAAUUUCUUGAAAUUACGUAUCGUAAUCUGCCUAUAACAUCACUUUGUCAAACUUUUAUCAAAUAACUUGUCUCCAUACAUUUUUAUUCCUGUGAUAUGUCCAGUUUUUAAUGUCAUGUAUUAUUCUCUGACCAUUGUAUUUUAAACUGCUUUUGAGAUGUUCCCGUCAGGUGGAAGUUUUUACAAACCUUAAAAUACAUUUUUCUGGUUCGUAUUCGAAACGGAUGAUAUUUUUGCAACUUUUAAAACAUAUUCUGCCUUCAUAAGCUCACUGCCUGUGAUACGUAUAACGUCAUCUUCUUCUACGUGUAACCUUUCUUACUCUUAUAAAAAUAGAUUUUUUCAAUCACUUUAUACUUUUCAGUGUUCAAAGACACUGCGUUUUUCAGUGUCUUCAUCUCAUAUAAUAUAAUUGUUUGAAAAUUUGAUGAUGUUUAAUGGCUUGAAUUUCUGAAACAAAUUUUAUUUUUUUUCUUCAGGGAAGAAAGCGAGAGCAGAGCAGUUAUUGGUUAGCAUAUGAUAACUGAAUUUCGUUAAGUAAUAAAAUAAGGAUUUCAUUAUGUGAUGUGAUGAUGCCUGAUAAGUUUAUAGAAACCAGUAAAAAAACACGAAAGUGUUGAAUUCCGCUUAUGAACAAUUCACACGUGGUAAUAUAAUGUCUAAAACAGAAAGUUGUUCCAGACAUUUUUUACAUGUGUUGCUGAAAGGUAUAAGAUAAUGAUGAAACGAAUAUUGUAGUUUGCAUAGUAAGAUUAAAGUUUGUAUGGAUACAAGUGUUACAGAACAUCAUGUAAAAAUACUGUUGUAAAAGAUGUUGAAACUCUUAACGAUAAAUGUAACAAUGAAUCACAGACUGUUCUCUAGGUUAUAAUAAUACGUGUUGAAAUGUUGGAGUUUGUAAGAAUGAGGAUGAAACACAAAAUUAGUCGACAUUACUAUGGAUGAGUUGAUAAAGUUUGUAGUAUUGAUGAUAA